Messenger RNA from Penicillium canariense, 420 nucleotides. Its product is annotated as E2 ubiquitin-conjugating protein MMS2. Gene Ontology annotation, biological process: DNA damage tolerance; protein K63-linked ubiquitination. The coding region runs from base 1 to 420 and encodes 139 amino acids. The transcript is spliced from 5 exons. The record is from RefSeq and is a predicted model, not a curated record. NCBI's taxonomy places the organism in Eukaryota, Fungi, Ascomycota, Eurotiomycetes, Eurotiales, Aspergillaceae. Gene Ontology annotation, cellular component: nucleus.
AUGUCUGCCAAGGUUCCGCGAAACUUCCGACUCCUGGAGGAGCUGGAGAAGGGCGAAAAGGGUUUGGGCGCAGAGGCAUGCUCUUAUGGUCUUGCUGAUGGAGAGGAUAUGAUGAUGAGCAACUGGAAUGGAACUAUCUUGGGACCCCCUCACAGCGUCCACGAGAACCGGAUAUACAGUGUGAACAUUCAUUGCGGACCCGACUAUCCCGACAAUCCUCCUACCAUUCAGUUCGUCUCCCGCGUCAACAUUCCUUGCGUCGACCAGCGGACAGGAAAGGUUGACCCAACGAAGGUUCCGUGUCUGGCUCAGUGGAAGCGAGACUAUACGAUGGAGACUGUCCUGAUUGAGCUGCGGAGAUAUAUGGCUCUUCCCCAGCAUAAAAAGAUUCCUCAGCCUCCAGAGGGCUCAACUUUCUGA